This is a messenger RNA of Leguminivora glycinivorella, 4195 nucleotides long. RefSeq names its product transient receptor potential channel pyrexia-like. Gene Ontology annotation, molecular function: monoatomic ion channel activity; protein binding. Lineage: Eukaryota; Metazoa; Arthropoda; Insecta; Lepidoptera; Tortricidae. Gene Ontology annotation, cellular component: membrane. The record is from RefSeq and is a predicted model, not a curated record. Gene Ontology annotation, biological process: transmembrane transport; monoatomic ion transport.
CACCAAUGAUCUAUGAGAUUGUCUUAGUUUUUAAGUUAGCCACCGGCAAAUUUAAAUUUGUCAAAAGUACUUGUGUUUUAGUUUCUUAUCAACUUUAGUGUUGUCCGGACGUUAAAAUACUGGUGUAAAUUUGUAACUUAACCUCAAAAGUUAUUUGUAGUGAAAUGAACUUUAUUAUUUAUGAGUCAAAGUUGUUUUUCUAGACGUUUAUUAAGGCGGCAAUGACCGACAAAAUAGUUUAAGUGCAAAUUGAUAAAUAAACAGAGAUUCUUGCGACAAUUUUAAAAGUUUAGGUAAUUUGUUUGUAAAAUAACUUACUUUUUAUUUUGUGAUUUAAUUGUUAAUGUAAAGUGAUGGAGUUUCGUGGGUUUAAAAGUUUUAUAUAGGUAGAACUGAUGUACGUAAAUGAAUUUAAUUAGUCAGUGUGUGUUAGUAAAUAAAUGUGCACUAAACGUGUAUUUUCUUCGCUAUUCUCGUCAGACGUGGAACGUGGCGACCCCGACAAGGAUGCUGACGAGACUCAGCUCCGACCUCUCCUGCCCCGGCGCGGCCCGGGGAACAAUGGCCAAAACCCUGGCAGCCAGGGCAGCCCAGCUCAGAAUACCCAGGGUAGCCAGGGUAGCCAGGGGAAACGGAACAAGAGCCCGAGGCGAGGCAAGGCUAGCGCGCACGGGCAGGAUGUUGGUAGAAAGAAGAUACCGGCGGUGCCGGAGAAACCCCCCCUCUCCGUAGUCAUCCCCCCCGCCCCCGACUCGUCAGCCAGCACCCCCACCCCCACCCCCCAGACGGAGACGGCCACCUCGCUGCAGAAGCGCUGGCGGCGCAGCGACCGCCGCCUGCGCAGGCUCAACACCGAGCUGCUUGAGGCUAUUGAGACACACGAUAUUGAGGGAGUGGAGAGGUUGCUCCAAAACGGUGCCAACCCCAACGCGACAUGCCGCCUGGGGAACGUGUCAGCGUGCCACAUGGCGGCCAUAUUCGGUGGCGACGCCAUGUCGCUACUCCUGCGUCACGGCGCCGAGAAACACCGUCUGGACAAGCUGGGCCGCACGCCGUUGCACCUGGCUGCUUAUGCUGGGAACUCCAGGCAGGUUGCUAUCAUGCUGGACUUUCCUGAAGACAUGCAAGCCCGCGUGGAAAGCGACAUGUCAUCAGGCACAGAGGAAGACGUGAGGAAACUCUGCCAAGUCACCAGGCAGAUGGUGAACGUUCGCUGUGACCUGGAGGAUGUACACAUACUGGUGCCCAAGACCUGGAAGGACAAUAUUGACCAUGACUGCAAGGAUAUCAGAGGAACGCUCCCUCUCUUCCAACCUGGUUGGACGCCUCUCCACGUUGCCAGCUCGUGCGGCCGACGUCAUUGUACUCGGCUUUUGCUCGCCGCAGGCGCCGAUCCCAACAUUUGUGACGUCAUGGGCCGCACACCAAUCGACGUUGCUGGCUCGGCGCUGUAUUAUGAACAAGAAAUUAAGGAGGACUACUUCGUUGACGUCCUAAAAAUGCUCCUCAAAGCCAAAGGGCAGUUCCACACGAUGCGCGGCGAAAAAGGAGUAACCAACGUCGACACUCCUCUCCAUACAGCAGUCAUGCUCGACAGCAAGGAAGCCAUAGAACUACUUCUAGAAGCUGGUGCCCAAGUGUCCUGUCUCAACAGUUCUGGGCUCACGCCACUGCAUUUAUGCGUGAAGAAGGAGCAAGAAAUAGCUUUGCAGGUGUUAGCCAACUUCGACUACAAACAAGCAGACCCUCUUUCUGCAAUAGUUGACGUCAAAGAUGGGGAAGGACACACGGUACUUCAGUCGGCUAUAGAAGCGGAGUGGGUGCCGGGAGUCUGUGUGGCCUUGGAGGCUGGAGCUGAUGUCACAUUGAGGGCUAACGAUGGAGAGACCCCGAUCCAUUCAGCAGCAGCCAUCGGCAACAUCGAAGUCCUGAGCGAGAUCCUCAGCCUCGCCAAACAGUGCAAGUUCAUCGACUGCGUAAACGACGAAGGAGAAACCCCUCUAUUCAAAGCCAUCACCAACGGCCACGUCGCCUGCGUUAAAGCGUUGCUCAAAGAUGGCGCUGCCAUCGACAAAACUCUACCAGGGGACGUUAAUGUUCUCCACGCCGCAGCCGACCACGGCCAUUUAGAAAUACUUAGAUGCCUUCUAGAAUAUGAUCAGAGCUAUCAAAUGCUAAACGACCUCACAGCAGCUGAUAGGAGAGGCAUGGGUCCGAUACACUUCGCUGUGUCCGGCAACCAUUAUGAGUGUGUCAAGUUCCUUCUUGAGAAGAACGCUGACAUCAGGCUCCGGACUACUUGUAGCCCUCACAAAUCUUCCACUCCUCUUCAUAUUGCUGCUGCGAAGAACCACUCAGAAGUUGCUAAAGUAAUACUGACUAUGGACAAGACGACGAUACAUGAAGUUAACAGUAUGGGCUGGUUCCCUUUGCAUACUGCUUCGCACCAUAGCAGUCGCGAAGUUAUAGCUUUGCUGCUAAAAGAUGGCGCUAAUCUGGCCGGUUACACUGAUGGUCCAAAGAAAUUCCGGAGAACAGCUAUUGACAUGCUUUUGAAUAAUUUGUCCAAGCCAACUGAAUACUUAGAAGAGGUUUUAGACUCUUACAUUACGUCAAGCACACAAAAUUUACAGGAAACUGACUGUGUUGUAACAGUUGAUUUCGCUGUUCUUAUACCAAAUGUCUGUGAAAUGGAGCAGAUGAAAGUAAUCGAAGCGCUGCUUAAGACUGGGAAUAGAUAUGGACAGAGAAGGUUACUCGUACACCCAUUAGUCGAAAGUUUCCUGUUUUUGAAAUGGAAAGUUUUACUUCCUUUUUUCUACACAAUCAUAGCAUUUUAUGCAUUUUUUGUGUUCUCGCUGUCGACGUUUGUGGUGUCUGUGUUCUGGUAUAAAGACACACAACAGGAGGCGCCUGAAUGGCUGAGCCCGCAUAUUUGGGGGUACAUCGUAUAUGCUGCGAUGUGUCUUGUAAUGAUACAGGAGCUCCUAUACAUGAACGUGAAAAGCAGCCGUUACUUCCUCCAACUAGAGACCUGGGUGAAGUUCGGCUCCAUCGGCCUGGCGACCCUGCUACCACCAGCCAUCACCAUGAACUCCUGGAUGGAGACCGACUGGCCGCGCCACGUGGCCACGGUGGCGUUACUACUGGCCUGGCUGGAGAUGAUGUUCCUGCUGUCAAGGUUCCCGAACUGGGGGUACUAUGUGCUCAUGUUUGGGAAGGUCGCGUCUAAUAUUGUAAAGAUUCUCCUAACAUUUGGAUUCCUAGUCAUCGGUUUCUCCUUAUGCUUCAUGAUCCAGUUCCGCUCCACAGAACCCUUCGACGAUCCCUGGUCGGCGCUGGUCAAGACCUUGGUCAUGAUGACCUCAGAAUUUGAAUACGGGACCAUCUUCGACGACGACCACGCCCAAACACUCUCCACAUCCAUAUCUAUAGUCAGAUUAAUGUUUGUUUUAUUCCUAAUUCUAGCAGCAAUAGUCCUAAUGAACCUGAUGGUUGGUGUUGCUGUCAAUGAUAUCAAUGACUUGGAAAUCUUAGGGAACAUCAGCAGACUCGCAAAACAAGUAGAAUUUCUAGGAACCUUAGAUGUACUUGUCUACAAUAGGUUCUUUCAAACAGUAUUACCAAAAAGGGUGAAUAACCAUAUCAAGAAUAGAAGAAGAGUUACAGGGACAAUCAGUCUUUGUCCAGGAAAACCUAGAUGGAAACACUAUACAGUAUUGCCCUCAAAAAUAAGAGACGCAAUUUUAGACAAAGCUCAAGCUCAUGAGAAAAUGAAGGAAUUCGAGUCGGAUAUGAAACUGUUUAGACAGAGGAUGGAUGAAAUGCAUGAAGUUAUUAUGAAGACAGGGAAGAAGAAAGAUCUUGAAAAAGAAAAAAUCGCUCUCGAAGAUAGACCAGGUAGAAUGAAACAAAGGUUUGAAGAAAUAAAUAAGCAUUUGAAAAAUCUGGAUAAUGACGUCGUUAACGUUAAAGAUCAACUAGUUGAACAUGAAAAUACACAAACGUCUAUAAGCGAGCUUAAUGUUAAAAUGGAUCAAAUGUCAUUAGAUAUAGAAAAUAUAAAACAGUUUUUGUUAAGAUUAGAAAGUAAGUUAAGUAAAUAGAUCGUAUGGACAAAUUAAGCUUAAUUAGGACAAGACAGACAUAUUGUGAUAUAAAAAGAACCAAUAAAACCAAUAAUUAUUAAUGACAA